UUUCUGUAAUUGUUCCCGGAAUUCCGAAGAUCCUUGUUUUUCCAAGACUCAGCAUUACAAACUUGUUUUCCCUGGGAAGAAUCCUCGUUGUGCCCAACAAUCUGGUGUCAGGAAGUGGAGUGUGGCUCAGAGCUCCCAAGGGGGAACCAACCCACAGCUUCAAGGUCGGAGACACAGUGUGCAUCAGACAGCUGAAUAAAGCAAAGAAAGGAGGAUUCCCAUACGGCCCACCCACCGAAGUCGUGGCCAUCACCCGUACUGCCGUCCUCACAGCCCAAGAGCCCAUCUGGAUCCAUGCAUCUAGGGUAAAGCUCUGUCCAAAGAGGGGGGAAGCUGGCUGUGUAGUCCCUUCUGAAACAUCUAUACCGCCCAUCCAGGACGAUCCAGGACAACAGUUGUGCCUAAAAGAGGGGUGAAGUGUUCAUAAAAUCCCUUCUGUAACACCUAUAUCAUCCUCAGCUGCCAGUCCAGAGAGGGGUGAAGUUGGUUGCAUAGUCCCUUCUGUAACAUCUAUAUCCACAGCACCAUGAUCACCAUUCAGGGUUCUCCCUGCCUGGUGUACCUCUUCCUCUUCUCCUCGGUGCUCUUGGUUGCAGUGCCAGCAUGGAUAAUAGCCUAUUAUGAGACGCUGGACGAACAGCAUAUUAUUGCCCCUGCUUGUAACUACCACAGCCCCCCCCUGACUCACCCCCGGAACAAAACACAACCAAGCAUGAACCAUCCCAUGGCCUUCGCAGGUUCAGAAGAACCCCGACACAGGACAAGGACUUUCCACAAGUGGCCACUACAAACUUAACAACCCCGCCAGCACCGCCCGUUCCAGCUCUCCAUAGGACCCGGAGAUCAUCCCCUAUUAAGAUGACCACGUACCUUACCACGACAACCUCACAAGUGGCCAUUACACAAACCACAACACAACCCUUCCGUACAACUUUUUGGUAUAAUUCCUCCAAUACUAAUGUCGCCACAUUCACAUUUGACUUUUGCGACAUUAUUGAUUCAUGCCCCCCUGUGUCGUGGCAAUGUCACCUAUACGAACACAUUCCAACCAGGUCUAUCUAUAUUUGUUUGGAGGAUGGCUAUUGGGCAAAGGACUGUAAACAUUGGGGAUCGGUGGGAUGGAAUACGGGCCCAGGCCCUAGGUGGGGAUACAAGCCCAAAAGUGCAUUAGACAGGAAGGAUAAAAAUGGCAAAUCCCUAAUUGAUAGGAUGACUCUCUUUAAGUCUGGGUCCUGCCUUAGUUCCGGCCACUCCGGCUUUAGUAUGAGACUAACCUUGACCAUUAAAAACCCCAGUCCAAACGAUAGUGGCUCUUAUAUUCUCUCCGUAUGGGUAAGUGGUGGCGUAGGCCCCCCCAAGGGUAGAUUUCAUAUCAAAGAUAUGGUUAAUUCCUCUGAAUGGGGCAAAAUUGCCUCUGCACUUAACGUCAAAACCCCAACUAAAUCCCAGUCCCAAUUACAAACUACGGUUACUAUGGUUGAUCCCUCACCAAGGGAUACUAUGGCUACCGAAACAGGUUAUUCAGAUAUUAAUUUAUGGUUAGAAUGGAUGGCCUUCUCAGCCAAGCAAUAUAAUAAAUCCAACUGUUAUGUCUGUGGUAAGGCCCGCCCCCACUUAGGUACUGUCCUCCUUAACAUCCCCAGUAGCGCUGAGUCCUGUUUUCUCAGCCUUCAUACUAAUACCUUUGUCAAUCAGUCAGCCUGUACCACCUGGAAAGAGGAAUACCCCACCCUUACUAAAACCCCACACCCUGGUGAGGGCAUUACUAUAUAUUCUGGUAACUACACUUGCUAUAGGGGCAAAGGUGAGGGUAGAUUCCUAGGUAACUUCACAUCUAAUUACUGCUCUAAGUAUAGUAAUCUCACCACCCAAAAUCACACUCAGUCCUUAGGUGACAUAUAUUGGCUUUGCGGGGAUAUGAAAAUCCAUGCUAGGUUAGAGGGACAGUGGUCUGGGGAAUGUGCUCUAGCAAAAGUUAUUACGCCUCUCCAUAUUUUAGGUGGAAAUAACACAUACACACACACUCACACCACCUCCUCUCACCGUACACGGCGAGAGGCUAUCCCAGGUAGUUUUGACCCCCAUGUAUACAUAGACGCCAUAGGGGUCCCAAGGGGGGUCCCAGAUGAAUUUAAGGCCCGUGACCAGGUCAAAGUUGGCUUUGAAUCCAUCUUUCCCAUCAUAACCGCCAAUAAAAAUGUUGACUGGAUCAAUUACAUAUUCUAUAACCAGCAACGUUUUGUUAAUUACACCAGAGAUGCCCUUAAGGGUAUUGCUGAACAACUUGGCCCAACCUCUUACAUGACAUUCCAAAACCGCAUGGCUCUAGACAUGCUCUUAGCAGAGAAAGGGGGGGUUUGUAAAGUCAUUGACGCCCAAACUGGUGGGCCCUGCUGUACGUUUAUCCCUGAUAACACAGGACCCACAGGAUAGGUCAUGCUUGCUAUUAAAAAAUUAGAAGAAUUAUCCAUUGAAUUAAAGAAAAACUCUGGCAUUGAUAAUCCCUGGGAUAAAUUCUUUACUGGUUUAGGUCUCUUAGAUUGGUUAAAAAAAUAUUGGUACCAUUAUUGUUUUUAUUGCUCUCUUUAUCCUUUUCUGUUAUUGUGGUUUUAAAAUACUUGUUUCAUGCAUUGCUAAAUGUGCUGCAAUGCCUGCUGCUUCUAAUCCCCAUUGUCAACAAUACCUGUAUGUUCACCCUUCCACACAUGCCUCUGCCCCAUACCUCCAUGUCCCACUCCAUCCCAGAUGUCAGUGCCAAGGUAGUCAUUGUUAUGACUAAAGAGGGGAAUUGUCAGGUAAUAUUACCUAUUCGUUCACUCCACAUUACCUAUAAUGUUAUGUACUUAUAAUGCUUUCAUUCUGCACAACUCGUAAUUUUGCUAACAUUAUUUUUUCUCUUUCUCUGUCUGCUCUUAUCUGUACAAUCUGUGUUUUACAGAUACUUCCUCUUUUUUCUGACCACAACGCUCAGAGCUAAAGACUUAUGUCUGACCACAACGUUCAUUUAAAGACACAUGACCCAUAUUUUGUAUGCAUUAUCUUCUGUAACCACAAAUGUUCAUUUCCUUUCACCUUCCUCCAACACACAUUGUCUUAUGCCAUGUACCAAAUAAGGCUCUAAGGCCAUAAGGUGAUUUGUUUAGCCAAUAGUAUGUUGUUACGUAUGGGAUGCCUACGUGUACCCAGGGCUAUAUAAACAAGUGUUAUGAACCAUAAUAAAUGAACAUUUGCCAAUGACAA
Molecule: messenger RNA, 3240 nt
Organism: Bombina bombina (fire-bellied toad)
Lineage: Eukaryota; Metazoa; Chordata; Amphibia; Anura; Bombinatoridae
Exons: 2
Coding region: 859-2433 (524 amino acids)
Source: RefSeq, a predicted model, not a curated record